AUGAAUGGAUUGAACCGUAUUAACAAGUAUGUUAAUAAGGGUUACGGACCAGGCCUCAACAUAUGGGUAAAGGACAAUCCCGGCUUAUUGCCAGAUAUGUUCCGUUUCUACAACUUCCCAUACUCAAAUGAAGCUGAAUUCAUUCAACUAGUUGCUUCCAGUGACUUUAGUGGAGGAGGAUACAUCAACAUGCGAACAAUGGUCGCUAUUAUGAACGUUGGUGCAAUGCCUACUCUACCUUCACCCGCCCUAUGCCAAGCCUUUGCCACUCUUGGAUCCUCUCAGAUCUACGAAGCUGGUGCCUCUGGUGCAACCAACUAUUGUAUGAUUGGAUACAAAGGACAAGCACCGGGAUCAGCCCUUGAAACAUUUGGUGAUGGAUCAACUGGAGCUGUCAAUCUGACCUCUAUGCUCAAUAGCUACCACGAAUGUACCCGAGUCCUUGGAUUCAGUUACAAUGAAACAACACUUGAUAUCAUGUUGGGUCACUUGCCUCUCAUCCCAUACUUUGUCAAUCCUCUGGAAGAUGGAGUCAAUGUUGUCACUCUCAACAGUCAAGUCAACACCCGCCUCAAUCAACAGGUAAUAACCAACUUCCCAACGAUGAACGAUGACCCCAAUGUCUCCAAGGCACUUGCCCAGUUCAUUGACUCCAUUGCCAAAGGUACCUUCAUAAUGAUCAUCGCUCGUGGACUCAACCUAUCAAAGAACAGUCUGAACUCUGAUGCCAUUCAGAGUCUCCAAAGGUUUGGCAGCAAGUGCAUCCUGAACUUCAUUCAAAAUGACACAAACGAUUGUUGGUUCAUGCUUUUGAAGAUGGGCACUCCAUCGAUCUACACUGAAAUGGCAUUCAAUCAUUCAUCACCAUGCACUGCCUCAAUCCAUUACAACUUGAUCAACAAUGAGUUGAUCACUCAGAAUAAGACAGUGAGUGAUGAUGACAUCAACAUCUACGUUGCAACAUCCAAUCCCAUAUAUGCUCCCGUUGGCAUUCAGAACUUCAUCGUCUCAGUUGGAGGCUUGCCCGUCACUUUCCAAAGCAAUGCAGGUCUGCUGAUGUGUGCAAUCAGUGAGGUCGAUGGCAAAGUGUACUUUGCUCGCAACUAUGAUGUCAGCAGUGCAUCAGUCAAGAGUACUCUUCAAAUGAUCGCUGACAUCAUGUCCAUCACAGCUGGUACACUCGUCGUCAUCUGCACCGGAGCUCUAAGUCAAGACUUUGCCAUCUCAGACAACCUUGCAUUCGCAAUGACCACAUGUGGCAGCAAAGUGACGGUCAACCCAAUCACUUCAACCUCGUCGUUCGCAUUAAUUGGACGAAAGGGAGCACCAUCUGGCUCAGUACCCGAGAUCCUAUCACUCACAGGACCAGUCACACUCUUAUCAAACUUCAAGAGACAAUUCAAACCUGUCAAGCCAUUCGUUCACAUCAAGGCUGCAUCCAAUGCUACACCAUCAGUUCCACCAGAGCCUUACAUCCUCAUCAAUGGACUACCUGUAUCUGGUACCUUUGGACCUGGUUUGAAUGUUGUGGCCAUCAAUCCAACAAACAGCACGGUGAUCAUGUCAAACAACUAUGACACCACUGAUGCCGCUUCCCAACCUCGACCAAGUAGCAAGUUCACCACUGAUAUCACUGCCCUGCCGCAAGGUACCAUCGUAGCAUUGUCAACACUUGGGUCUGCGGGCACCUACCUUGGCACUGCCAGAGACACCAUCACCAACUUGGUUCCAAGUUGA
Messenger RNA from Acytostelium subglobosum LB1, 1737 nucleotides. RefSeq lists its product as hypothetical. The record is from RefSeq and is a predicted model, not a curated record. Lineage: Eukaryota; Evosea; Eumycetozoa; Acytosteliales; Acytosteliaceae. The transcript has 2 exons. Bases 1 to 1737 code for a protein of 578 amino acids.